Messenger RNA from Aspergillus steynii IBT 23096, 1017 nucleotides. RefSeq names its product alpha/beta hydrolase. The transcript has 2 exons. The record is from RefSeq and is a predicted model, not a curated record. Lineage: Eukaryota; Fungi; Ascomycota; Eurotiomycetes; Eurotiales; Aspergillaceae. Bases 1 to 1017 code for a protein of 338 amino acids. Gene Ontology annotation, molecular function: hydrolase activity.
AUGUCCAUCUCCCACGACCCCCAGCCUCCGUAUCCCCUUGACGAUUCGGUCAAAGAUCUUCUAGAUCCGGAGUAUGUGGAUUUCUACAACAAGCAUGUUAUCAAUUUGCAACAGGUUCAUCUCCAACCGGUUGACGCCUCGCGAACCGGCGGUGUCUUAAUUCCCGGGGGUGGGCCGCUGCUCGACGUCGGAAAGACGGAAGAUAUUACCAUCCAACGACGAGAAACAGAGGGCCCGGAAAUUCUUCUGCGGUCUUUCACUCCCAAGGGAGAAAAGCCCGCGUCGGGAUGGCCGGUAAUGCUCUAUUUUCACGGAGGAGGCUGGGUCCUGGGGAACAUUAAUACGGAGAACCCCGUAUGCACCAAUCUGUGUGUGCGGGGAAGCUGCGUUGUCGUGACGGUUGACUAUAGACUGGCUCCCGAGAAUCGCUGGCCGGCCGCCGUGCAUGACUGCUGGGAGGCUUUGCUCUGGCUCAUCGCCGAUGGUCCCUCAAGACUUUCCAUCGACACCUCCAAACUGGCUACCGGGGGCUCUUCCGCCGGCGGAAACCUCGCCUCGAUCGUCACGCACAAAGCGCUCACCUUGUCCCCUCCCGUGCACUUCCUUGCCCAGCUACUCUCCGUUCCAGUCGCAGAUAAUACGGCGACGGUCGAGAACAAUGAGUCCUAUCGACGAUAUGAACGCACGCCAGCCUUGCCGGCUCCCAAAAUGCUCUGGUAUCGCAAUCAUUACCUUCCCAAUGAGGCGGAUUGGGCCAACCCCGAGGCGAGUCCGCUGUUCUACCGGGGAGAUUGGUCUCAACUUCCAAGAGCAUUGGUCAUGGUGGGAGAGCUGGACGUUCUCCGAACGGAAGGGGAGCAAUACGCGGAGAAGUUGAAGAAGGCAGGCGUGGCGGUGGAUCUGCAGGUGAUGAAGGGUAUGCCGCACCCAUUCCUAGCGAUGGAUGGAGUGCUACAAGAGGGAAAGAGGUCAAUCACAUUGAUGUGUGAUUUGCUGAAGGAGGUGUUUUGGUCUUGA